AUGAGGCUGUGGGGUCUUCUCCUCUGCCUGGUGACAGCUCCCCAAGGUGUGCUGUCUGACGUGACACUGCAGGAGUCGGGCCCAGGACUGGUGAAGCCCUCGCAGACCCUCUCCCUCACCUGUGCUGUCUCUGGAGUCUCCAUCACAACCAGUUAUUAUGGCUACAGCUGGAUCCGCCAGGCCUCGGGGAAGGGACUCGAGUGGAUGGGGGGCAUAGAUUAUGAUGGUGACAAGUACUACAGCCCAUCCCUCAAGAGCCGCACCUCCAUCUCCAGAGACACGUCCAAGAACCAGAUCUCCCUGCAGCUGAGCUCUGUGACCCCCGAGGACACGGCCGUGUAUUACUGUGCAAGCUGCACAGUGAGGGGAAGUCCGUGUGAGCCCAGACACAAACCUCCCUGCACGGGGCCCAUCCCCACCAGGGGGGCUCAGGACCCACCGAGCACAGGGCUGAGCCCAGGAGCAGCCCUGACCGUGCAGCUCUGGGACAGGAGCCCCAGGGCCGGGAUUCCCAGGUGCCCCCACCCAGGGCUCAGGACUGAACUCAGCCGACUCACCAUGGAGUUCUGGCUGAGCCGGGCUGUCCUCGUUGCUAUUUUACAAGGUGUCCACUGUGAGGAGCAGCUGGUGGCGUCUGGAGGAGGCUUGCUGCCGCCUGGGGGGUCUCUGAGACUCUCCUGUGCAGCUUCUGGAUUCACCUUUGCUGAUCAUGCCGUGAGCUGGUUCCGCCAGGCUCCAGGGAAGGGACUGGAGGGGGUCGCAGCCAUUAGUGGUGAUGGUAGUCACACAUCCUAUGCAGACGCCGUGAAGGGCGGAUUCCCCAUCUCCAGGGACAACUCCAAGAACACAGUGACUCUGCAAACACACAGCCUGGGAGCCGAGGACACAGCCGUGUAUUACUGUGCACGUGACACAGUGAGGGGAUGUCUCUGUGAGCCCAGACACACACCUCCUACAGGGAGACUGGAGGAGGUGCAGGGGGUGCUCAGGACCCCUUUCUGGUGGGAGGGCCUCUCAGGACUCAGCAAUUUUGCCUUCGGCCCCAGGAGCAGGUGCAGAUGGUAA
Molecule: messenger RNA, 1065 nt
Organism: Hippopotamus amphibius kiboko
Lineage: Eukaryota; Metazoa; Chordata; Mammalia; Artiodactyla; Hippopotamidae
Exons: 4
Coding region: 1-1065 (354 amino acids)
Biological process (GO): positive regulation of B cell activation; phagocytosis, recognition; B cell receptor signaling pathway
Cellular component (GO): blood microparticle; external side of plasma membrane; immunoglobulin complex, circulating
Molecular function (GO): antigen binding; immunoglobulin receptor binding
Source: RefSeq, a predicted model, not a curated record